UGUGGCACCUUUGGUGGUUCUCGGACCAAAAUAUGCCCGAGCCAAUAAUGCCCGAAAAAGACAAAACACGAUAUACAAGAAGAAUUUUGGGAAUGUGUAACGAAAGAUAGACCACACUCGGUGGUGGUUUUCAUUGUUCCACGCGUUUCUUCGUAGGCGCUAGAGAAAAUUGUGACCCGUGGACAGUUUCAUUCAUAUCGUGGAUGUUUUCGGUGACAAAUUUUGCAUUUACGAAAAGCAGUUUUAAAUCUUCUAAACAAACCACUCCGCCACACGAAGGAGAACGUCUUGAGCUGUGGUAAUCGUGUAAGAGACGGCACGUCGUAUUUGGUGGAGCUUUCGGUAAUUAGCAUUGUCUUGUCAUCGAGCAUUUCCGGCCGGCGCAAGCCCGUGGGUGGGUGCAGCAUGGUGCAUUGAAUGCGUUCUUUGCCACCUGACGAGAGAUCCACACCCCCUCACAACUUGAUUUGGUGUGAUCGGUGUGACGACGAAAGCACUCGUGCGUGAAAGUGGGUCAACGCUCUCUGAGGUGGUGCCGCUACAGUCUCAGCAGUGUGGACGUUUACCGUCCCGAAGGCACCACAACGAAGCCCGCGAUCGAAACAGUUACUGACUGGGCACUAGCGCGAGAAGAUGUCGGUUGAUCUGCAGAAGCACCGGGAUGCCAUGGUUGGCGCGUGGAAGUCGGUAUGUGAUCGGAAAUGUGCCACCAACUGGGCACUGUUCGGGUACGAGGGUCAGACGAAUGUGCUCAAGCUGCAGGAAACCGGUGAGGAUGGAAUUUCCGAGCUGGCAGCCGAACUUAACUCGGGCAAACUACAGUACGCCUUCCUGAGGGUGGACAACAGUGAAACGGGCAUCGCCAAGUUUGUGUUCAUUAACUGGCAGGGCGAGGGUGCUCCAAUCGCCCGGAAGGGAACGUGUGCGAAACAUGUGCGCGAUGUUACGGCCCUGCUACACGGUGCUCAUAUCACGGUGCACGCGACAAACGAAGACGAUGUGGAGGAAGCUCGCAUACUGGAGAAGCUGCAAAAGGUGGUGGUGAACGAUUUCAAAGUGAAAGAUUACUCACAAGCGAUCGAUUCGCCUAAACCGGUUGGCACGAAUUACAGUCGUGUUAAUCCGACAAAGGAGAUCAAUCCGGCAGAACGGGAUGAGUUUUGGCGCAAAGAGGAAGAGGAGGAAAAACAUCGAUUGCAGGCAGAGUACGAGCGUAAGCUCAAUGAAACAGUAUUGUUGGAGCAGGAACGACGUCGGCGCGAGGAACGCGAGUUUGAAAAGCGUGAAGGCGUUACGGGUGGUGCCAGUGUUCUGUCCGCUUCUCCUGUUUCGCCCGAUCGUAGUUACGCACGGCAAGCGUCCGAUCAGAACAAAACGGAACGGGAGCGUGAAAUCAAGCAGGUGGUCGAAGCGAGCGGUAAGGUGAGCAGUGCAAAGGCACGCUUCCUCAACAGCACCGCCCAGCUAAGCCCGACGCACAUCCAAGCGGAGGUGGCCCAGGAGCUAACGGAACCUCCUUUCUCACCGACGGCAUCCUUUGAAGAGCGCAGUAUUAUCAACGAGCUGAAAGCGGAGCUAGAAAACGAGCUCCAGAAUGGUGCCGAUACGCCACCGGGCUUAGCAGGGACAGGUACGGUGACGGCAGAGGAGGAGGUUUCGGUGGUGUCACCGGAGGUGCCUGAGGUAGCCGCUGGACAGUAUUUCGACCCGAAUGCAACGAUUGAUCUGUCCGACGAGGACAACAUGAUACGGGCGAGGGCUUUGUACGAUUAUCAGGCUGCGGACGAUUCGGAGAUCAGCUUCGAUCCGGACGAUAUCAUCACGCACAUCGAUCAGAUCGAUGAAGGCUGGUGGCAGGGGCUGGCACCGGACGGUACCUAUGGGCUGUUUCCCGCUAACUACGUGGAGCUCAUUUAAAGCAUUUAGACAUUUUAGCAUUUUAGCUUCAUCGUUAUCAUUGUUUAAGGAAAGGAGCAGACAAGACGACAUCACACGAUUAGGAUAGUCCUGUUAACAUAGUGCAUACGAUCACGAGUAGUUCAUACUGUAGUGACACUCACACAUUAAACAUACACACACACACGCACACGUAACGCAAACAAGCGCACACUAACAAGACCGAACCGGGGCUACAUAAAGACACACCAACCGAACAAUUGAUUCAAUCAGCUAAAGCGUUACAGAAAGUGUUUUUGAAUGUACUAUUUUCAACCUCUACUCUCUCGGCACAUUUCUCGGUGUUGUUUUUCCGGUUAAACAGUGAUGAUCGACGUCGAGCAGCUAGUAAAAUGAAUUUCAGAAGAUUUAAAAUCCGUGCAAAGAUGCAAUGGAAUGCAUUUGAAAGGCUUCGCACAUUCGCUCCCAUUUGAUCCUGCCACGUAUCGGUUCCCCAUCUAGUGUAAUAGUAGAUAAGCGUUUUAACUAUUUAAUUGUACACACCGAACUAUAACGAUGCCGGGAAUGAAAAUUUCCCGGGAAAAGACUAAAUCCCCGUUAAAGUAAUACACAACAAUGAAAGCAUAAAA
Anopheles funestus (African malaria mosquito) is the source of this 2525-nucleotide messenger RNA. RefSeq names its product drebrin-like protein A (gene Abp1). The transcript is spliced from 4 exons. The coding region runs from base 634 to 1917 and encodes 427 amino acids. The record is from RefSeq and is a predicted model, not a curated record. Gene Ontology annotation, biological process: regulation of actin filament polymerization; positive regulation of axon extension; positive regulation of dendritic spine morphogenesis. NCBI's taxonomy places the organism in Eukaryota, Metazoa, Arthropoda, Insecta, Diptera, Culicidae. Gene Ontology annotation, cellular component: dendrite; postsynaptic membrane; actin filament. Gene Ontology annotation, molecular function: actin filament binding.